AUGGCACAACCCGACCUUACAUCGCAUCACAUCAACUACCUAAUAUGGAGGUAUCUCCAGGAGUCAGGUCAUGGUGAAGCUGCGGUAUCACUACAGCGUGCGUGGUAUCCAGAGCCGCAAAGUUUACCCUUUGCGCGUCACAUUAAAACCCAUGCAUUGGUGUCGCUGGUCCAGAAAGGCUUGCAAUAUCAUGAGCUGGAAUCCUCAAUCGACAAGGAGGGAAAUCCUACUUCUUUAACCCCAGACGACCAGUUUUUCGGCCCGGAACCCUUUGAAGCAAUCGCCUUGAGAAGCCGGUUGGAGGCUGGCACAGACCACCCCGCCCCAGAACCCGCGCAACACGACCGCGCCACUAAUGGCCAUGCGCCAGAAAUCCCCACUCAAAAAAAGAAAUCUGAAACUCAUGGCGAAUCUAUGGAAGUGGACGUUCAGACCGAGAGCAAACCAGCCUCGCCUAUCCCGGAGCCCGUGGACGGGGACGGAGACGUGAGCAUGGGGGCCGAUGAGAUGCCUCAGGAACCCACUCUCAGUGUGGGCACAAGCGUCGGCGUCCAGAUUUCCCCCGCCAAGGCCGCCGAUUUGACACCCGACACCGCCUGCCUAGAUCUUGAUGAUCACGUGGUUAGUACGGCUUGGCGACCUGGUGACCCAACAGUAUUAGUAGCCAGAGGAGAGACUUCUUGCAGCUUAUGGAAAUUAUCAUCGUCAUCUGCGCCUGUUCAAAAGAAAUUCCAUACACCGAAGAGCCCCGGAGACUAUGUAUCAGCGGUCGCCUGGGAUGCGGUUGGAAAUCAGUUGGCUGUGGCCUCAAUCCGAGAUAUGAAAGGCACAAUAACUAUGUAUAAUGCCGAGGGCAAUGCGAUGGAUCUCCUUCCAGAUCUUCCGCGCAUCAUUAAUGGCUUGCAUUGGUCGGAACACAGCCCCCAGCUGGUGAUUGUUGCAUCCGACGAACGGACCUCCGAAUUAGCACUCUGGGACGGUGCUCGACGACCAGAUGUGUAUCCAGCUCCACAGGUAGUGGAAGGCCACAUUUACGACUUGUCAUGGUCUGGACCAGAUGAGCUGUUUGCAUGUGGUGAUGAAAAGGUCUACCAUUGCGGAGUAGAUCAAAAUAUCCGCAUGAUCAAGGAGUACAAGCUCCAGGAUAAGGAGAUAGCGUGGAACUUCAUUCGCUGUACUCAAGUCGCUAGUGGUUCCGUAACAGUUGUUGCAAGCUCAGAAAGUGCGACAAUUUGGAUCCCAACACACGACAUUCUCAUUGAACAGGCGCAUCAGGAUGCGAUCACUGGCAUUGAUAUUCGCUCUCAAUCACCCGCUCAACGACGAACUUCAUCGAUUACAGGGAAAUCUCCAAUCACCAUUGUGUCAUAUUCGAUCGACUGUACUGUUAAUGUGUGGAAUGUCGACCUCGAACAGAAAGAUUUCAAGCGAAUUCACAGGUUCCGCCUGGGUCCUGACACCCCCGCGCUUGAUGGUGGAUUCUCGCCUGAUGGAUUCGCUCUUGGCGCAGUCAGCAAAGAUCGACUGUUUAUUUGGAAUGCUGAACGUGGUGGUGAUCCCAUGGCAGUAUGGUCUCCCCCAGCUUCAGAAGAAGUAAAAGAAGAAGGCGAUUCUGCAACAAACGGACAGAAUGGUCAUGGCAAUUCAAUCGAUGGUGCUCUCUCGUGGGAUCCGGAUGGUAAAAAGCUGGCAUAUGGAUUUGGAAAGAAGAUGGCUAUCGUGAAUCUGCAGCGGUGA
Molecule: messenger RNA, 1737 nt
Organism: Penicillium angulare
Lineage: Eukaryota; Fungi; Ascomycota; Eurotiomycetes; Eurotiales; Aspergillaceae
Product: WD40 repeat domain-containing protein
Exons: 5
Coding region: 1-1737 (578 amino acids)
Biological process (GO): regulation of transcription by RNA polymerase II
Cellular component (GO): Set3 complex
Molecular function (GO): transcription corepressor activity; protein binding
Source: RefSeq, a predicted model, not a curated record